UACAUGUAUAUAAUGAAAUAGUAACGCAAUGUCAAUAACAAACCCUAAGAUUUGUUAGUAUAUCAAAACUGCGCUGAGUUUACGAUCAACUAUAUUGUUUGGUAUUCUCACCUAAACAAUUGUUAUCCGAAUUUAGUACUAUCCGUAUCCAUUGCCCAAAUGAAAUCUCGCGAGAUUGCGCUUCCGAAAUUUGAACGGAAGGCGCGGAAGUAAACAAAAAUAUUGCUGAAGAUGUAUAGAAAACGCUCAUCGUAUGGAAUAAACGACGCUGUGGACUUUUUGGUCAAAGCCACAUCACGUAAGCCAUACAAGGGGAAAGGCAAUGAAGAGUUGACAUCCGCUCUGGAAUUGAUAGAGCUCACAGCACAAAACACCGGCUUGUCUCCAGAACAUAUUGACAGAUUGAUCGAUGUUGCAGCAAAAGGGAUUCAAGUGGAAACUGUAUGUAAACGACUUAUCAAGGCUCUUGUGCCAGCCAGUGUUGUGCCUGGUAGUGCUGCAGUGAAAUGCAUAUCUUGGCUUUGUACGCGCAAGCCAUCCAUCAAUAUACAGUGCCUGUUACUUCGUUGGAUUCUCGUCGUCUAUGAUUGUAUCGACAAGAAAGAUGGCUUACACUCUCUGUAUGGUGUCAUCUUCCAUUUCCUGCACUACAGGAUCUUGAUGCCUUAUGUAUGCCAUCUUCUGUACCUGCUAACAAGGAAGGAAGACGUAAGGCUUUACAGAGUGCGCUAUCUGCUGCAGUUUCAGAAAGACAUGGGUACUCAGCCGUUCUUGACCGGACUGUUGUCAGUCUACAGACACUACUACCCCAAUCUUGUGCAUGUUGUCAACACUCGAUCAUACAAGUCGUUUUUCCCGACGUACGACCGCAAGUGGAAGGAGGAAGUGCGGCAGAUCCAGGAGAAAACGCCGCACCAGAAUGUGGACUCUGACUGGCAGAAGACUCUGGAGGAGAGACUGCAACCGGGCACCUCCACUGUAGAUCUCGUGCCGUCUCGUAAACGACGGAAGAUAGACCCCAUUCCUAUCAUCAACUCACUGGCCACAAGGUCUAACUAUUCCCGAGACCAGCAGGGUCAUAUACUGGGCGUGAAAACAAUACCAUUUAUACUGGUGCGAUGUUUCCAGGACAUAUUAGACAAUAUUGAGUCACUAGAGUUUCCCAGUCAGAUAGGGGCAGUGUUACGGUCUCAGGCUCUGAAGCACAUGAUGUCCUACACGCGGGAUGCAACGGCUGCUACUAGAUUUGAAUUCUGGAUCUCAGAGACUUUACAUGAAGAAAUUAUGCAGCCAAAGACAGAGAAGAAUAAAGAGCGUGUGACCACCCUUCUAUCGUUGCUUAGAGAGUUUGAAGAUUUUAUUCAGGAAGGCAUCCCCACAGUGGACCUGGUGCUAUCUGACUACCUUCAACACUGGAAUGGCCUUGACUACUCUACACAUAUACUGAAGCUUCUAGCGCGAUUCAGGCUGCAUAGAUUUGAGGAACAGAACCUAGCUGUGCUUGAACCAUUACGAAGGCUUUUUUUUUGCUCUUCAGUUUAUUUUAAGUGUAAAGUGGUUGUGUGUUUAACGGAAAUGCUUCGUAACCAGGCGGCCAGGGGUUGGACGGAAAACACCAGUAGACAGAGGCUGUCUAGCAUGGUGCACAUGUUCCACCAAGAAGAGGAAGUCUACUCCAAGCAGGAAGCCCUCACGAAGUACAUCCAGUAUGUGUGUAAGAUGCUGCUGGCUGGUUGUGUGGAGACAAAGUUUCACCCGCUAUACGAGACCUGUGUACUGGACUUCUUGGAACUGGUGAGCAGCCUUCAUGUGAAGUUCAAUCUUCCGUUUGUUGUGUUUGUGGAGACGAGGUUGUUUGAGAGGCUGAUGAUAAGUAGGAAUGCCAAUACUGUGGCCAGGCUGUGUGAGGUCAUAUGUAGAUACAAGGAGAGUUUCAGCUCCAUAAAAAGCAAGAAGUUGAUGGGUCCAGAAGAGCUGCCAAUGAUUCGUAAUUGCAAUCAGAUCAUCAGAGACAUGUGCAACUGUGUUUGGCGCCUGAAAGCUUACACGACGGAUGACAAGCUGUCUGUAUUCUACUGCAACCCUGCGGACAUUGACUCUAAGCUAGAGGACAAGGAAAUGGCGGAGAGCCUGUCUGUGGUCCGACACCCCGCCCUGCUGCCGUUCACAGUGAAGUACUCACAAAAUAUCCUACAGGACUCCUUCCUGGAUCUGAAGGAACUCAAGAACCAUAAGAAGGAGUUGUUAGCACAUCUGUCGGAUCACAACCUGGAUGGACUGCAGCAGUUUGUGGCCACGUUUGUACGCGUGAAGACGUCGACCAGCGGAACACCUCACAGAACUGUGCUCAGUACCCUCUCACAGGGGAACAACUCUGCCUUUGGUUUUUGAGAUAUAUAAUGUGUUCUGGGGAGACUGGUUUUAUUGCAUGUGCGGAAAGUGUUAUACAGUCUAAUAUGGGAUGAAACUUUCCACUUUUAAGAUUUGUAUGCCCAUGGAUCGAAUGAUCAGGGGUAUAUAGUUUUUUGUCUCUCUGUCUGUCUGUCAUUGUAUGUGUGUGUCCCAAAACUUUAACCUUGGUCAUAACUAUUGCAAUACUUGAAGAUAUCUACUUGAUAAUUGGCAUGUAUAGAGCUGCACAUUUUGAGUGGUGAAAGAUCAAGGGCAUCCUUCAAUGUCAAAGGUCAAAUAUAUGGCUUCAAAGCGCAGUAGGGGGAAUUGUGUAUCACAAACACAGCUCUUGUUUUUAUUUUUAUUCAAAGAAGUCGUAUCUGAAAGAAAAUCCAGUCUAGGUCGAGAGUGUGUUGUAUCUGAAAGAAAUUCCAGUCUAGGUCGAGAGUGUGUUGUAUCUGAAAGAAAAUCCAGUCUAGGUCGAGAGUGUUGUCACAGGUUAAUCAGGUGUGACACUUUAUGCCCAUGCAUUAGGCCCAGUUUCGGCAUAACGAGGCUCAGUUUAGAAUAUACACACAAAAGGGAUAGAUCUGCCUUUGGAUUUUGAGGUCUAACGGACAUAUAUAAUAUACCUCUUGUGCACAAGUGUAUUGGAGACCCUGCCCAAAGUUUUUAACCCUUUCCCACUCACUGGCAGUUUGUUCAGGUUUUAUGCUGUUUGCUGCUAUUUAAGGGUUGGAAAUAAAGCCGUUAAAACUUUAAUCUAGUAAGUAACGUCUUUAAUUAAAUUUGAUUUUCUAAUGGACUGCAAACACGUUUAAAUACAUAUCUAAGUGGUAAAGGGUGAAGUGGAUUAUGCCACUGACUGAUGACACAAGUAAACUCUGCCCACUUUCAUUAUAUAAUGCACAUUAAUGGGAAGCAUUCAUCAGUUUUACUGAUAUUCUUGUUAAAUUUGUGCUGUGCUUGACCUCAAAACAAGUAAAACUUUCUUGGUUUGAAUUUGUAUUUAUUUACAAAAUGUAUUGUGGACGUAAUUAUUUAUGAUUUUAUCGACAAUUCUGUAUGAGUCAUGUUCUUUACACAUUUUCCAUACAAGGGUGUUUUUUUUUUCAUUUGUAUAUUGUGCAUAACUGUAAAUCGCUAUUAAUGUAUGCUCGACAUUUUAUGUCAUUUAUUUAUUUUUAUGUUAAAAUUUUUGGUAAGUGGCAAAAUAAAAAGAGUAUAAUGGUUGGUGAGUUUUGAUAACAUGUGCUAUCACACUCUUCGAAUAUGGCGGGUUAAAGGUCUUGCCUUUUGUUAGCUCACCUGAGCGAUAGCUCGGGGUGAGCUAUUGUGAUCACUCACCGUCUGGCGUCCGUCCGUCCAUCCGUCUGUCUGUAAACAAUUUGUAAACAUCUUCUUCUACUAAACCAUUGAGCCAAUUUCAACUAAAUUUCAUGUGGAGCAUCCCUAGGUCAUGGGACAAAAGAAUUGUUAAAAAAAAUUUGAUCACAUAACCAAGAUGGCCGCCAUGACCAUAUAUGGUAAAAACCUUAAAAAAUCUUCUUGUCAGAAACCGCUCAUCAGAUUUUCCAAAAAUUUCACAGGGAUGACCUUUGAAGGCUCCCCUGAAAAAGUUGUUCAAAGAAAUUUGAUUCGUCAAAAAACAUGGCCGCAGGAGCUCGUUGAACUUUGCAUGUUUAUUCGUUUUUGCCUAUUUUGUGAAAACUUUCAAAAAUCUUCCACAUUUUUUGUCCGAUCCUUUCCAAAUUUGCACAGUGUCUUUUUAUCAAUGAGGACACAAACCAUACAAAAAAUGAGCAUUAUUGGUCCAUGAAGUACAGAAUUACCUCCCCUUGAAUUGAGAAAAUGGUGUUUAUGCAAUUAAGUCCAAAUUUUUCAUCCAAUUCUUUCCAAACUUGCACAGUGUCUUCAUAUCAAUGAAAACUCGAGCCCUGUCGAAAAUGAGCAACAUCGGACCAAUUAGUCCAGAAUUAUCUCCUUGAGAUGGCAGAUUUAGAAAUAAUUAUAGUGUACUCUUUUUUCCAAUUAAUAGUGCUAUUAGAGUAAAGGAUUUGCUGGCUACAGGCCAGGUUUCUCUGACACGAUUCUCUUCUGAUGGCUUUGCUGCAGACCACAUAAACCCUUAACCCAGAACAGUUAAUUCUUUCUGCAAAUGUUUGUGACUGUGGAAAUCAUUGAAAUAAAAGGAGAAAUUGCUGAAAUUAGCAUUUUCUCCUUUCAUCACAAUGCUUCCUACCCUAUUAAAUCAGUUUCUUCUUAUUGUAAAUUCAAUAGAGUUUUAGCAAAUUUUUCAUCCCCUACUUUUUAGCUUAAUAUGGUUUUUCAACCCCGGUGUUAAACUCAAUUGGGUUAUUUAGGGAAUGACAUAUAUAAUAUAAUAAAAAUCUACAAAGGUUACUUUAUUAUUUAUACAAAUGGAAUUCAAAAAGGUAUCUGUACAUAACAACAAACAAUUUCUGAAUUUCUGAUCAAAGUUCAUUCAUUUUUGCGUUUAAUAAGACCGAGUUUGUGAAAAUCGUUGCACAAUUGAUGAAGUUAUUGCUGUUCAAAGCGAUGCACCCCGUUAUGGGGUUGUUUUGAGUUGAAUACCUUGACAAUGAAAGUAGAUAUCGGACGGGUCUAAGUAUAAUUACAAUAAUACCCAAAAGAUUGAUAAUCCCUGGAAAGACUGCCUUCUUUUCUUCAUAGGACGGCAUAUAAACUAUCCGAUACAUUUUUGUACCGAAAAUAACCAGUCUAAAAAAUACGCCCGGUGUUCUUAAGAAUUGCAUUUCCUGACGCAAGGUUUUUUACGGGAAUAACAUUAUUAAAUUUGUAUUUGCGUUUUUGUACCCUUUAUUCUGAAUUUAAUAACGUUUUUAUUAACCAGGUUUUCCGAAGGAAAAACUGGUUAUUAGAUUGGCGAAUGUCGGCGGGCCGGUGGAACAAGCUUGUCCGCGCCAUAACUUUGUCGUUCAUUGUGAGGUUUGAAAUCAUUUGGCACAUUUGUUCACCAUCAUUAGAUGAUGUGUAGCGCGAAACAAUUACGUUGAUAUCUCCAAGGUCAAGGUCACACUGAGUUCAAAGGUCAAAAAUGGCCAUAAAUGAGCUUGUCCGGGCCAUAACUAUGUCAUUCAUUGUGAGAUUUUAAAAUCAUUUGGCGCACUUGUUCACCAUCAUUGGAUGGUGUGUCACAUGAAAGAAUUACGUCAAUAUCUCCAAGGUCAAGGUCGCCACGACUUAAAAUAGAUUUUUUUGAAACAAAGGGGGUUUAUUAUAAACAAUCCGUUCAGUUUUAGUUGUCUCCCUUUAUCAGACUUUUUUUUCCAAUUGAAAACCUGGUUUUGUGACAAUUGUGUCCCUUGUUGGCUAUUUUAAUUGCGUAUUAACGCAAAUAUGCUUGUUAAUUAUAGCCCUGCCUGCAUGAUUUGUACAUCUACACUGUUUCCUGAUAAUAAAAUGUCACACAAAGCUAAGUCAUACCGAAAAAAUAGCUUAUGAAAAAAAACAUUUCAUCCUGCAAAAUAAAUAGAUUUUCUUUUUAAAUAAACUGCAUUAGAUAGAAUUAAUAAAAAGCAAACAAACAGUCACACACAGGCAUCGGCGACCACAUCAUCAAAUGACAGUGGUUUGAGCCCAGUUACUUUUUAGCUCACCUGUCACAAAGUGACAUAGUGAGCUUAUAUGACAGUGUGAUUUCGGGCGUCCGUUGUGCGUGCGUGUGUGUCCGUGAACAUUUUUUUUGUGUAGACAGUAGAGGUCACAGUUUUCAUCCAAUCUUUAUGAAAUUUGGUCAGAAUGUUUAUCUUGAUGAAAUCUGGGUUGGGAUUGUAUUUGUGUCAUCUGGGGUCAAAAUCUAGAUCACUAGGUCAAAUAAUAGAAAAACCUUGUGUAGACAAUAGAGGUCACAGUUUUCAUCCAAUCUUUUUGAAAUUUGGUCAGAAUGUUUAUCUUGAUGAAAUCUGGGUUGGGAUUGUAUUUAGGUCAUCUGGGGUCAAAAUCUAGGUCACUAGGUCAAAUAAAAGAAAAACCUUGUGUAAACAAUAGAGGUCACAGUUUUCAUCAGAUGUUUAUGAAAUUUGGUCAGAAUGUUUAUCUUAAUAAUAUCUGAUUUUGGAUCGUAUAUGGGUCAUCUGGGGUCCAAAAUUAGGUCAUCGGGCCAUUUCUAGUAAAACCUUGUGUAGAUGAAAGAGGUCUCAGUUUUCAUCAUGUCUUAAUGAAAUUUUGUCAGAAUGUAUUAAUUAAUGAAAUCUGGCUUGGGAUAUGGGUCUGAUAGAAUUUAAGUUGAUGUAGCAAGGUUAGUCAGGUGAGCGAUUCAGGGCCUUCAUGGCCCUCUUGUUGUUUUUUAGCAACAAAUGGGGCUUAACUUGCAUUUUAUAAUCUGUAUCAUCCAACUUCAAAAAGUAUUAUAUAUUAAUCUGAAAUAACCAUGUUAGGAUCUUCAUAUUUUUGCUUGUCUUAAAACUAAAACUGCAUAUUUUUUAGCAAUGUUGUGAGAAAACUGGUGCAUAAAGUGUUGUCUCUGAUUAGCCUGUGCAGUGUACACAAGAUUAGCCUGUGCAGUGUACACAGGAUAAUCAGGGACGACUAGCCUGUGCAGUCUACACAGGAUAAUCAGGGACGACUAGCCUGUGCAGUCUACACAGGAUAAUCAGGGACGACUAGCCUGUGCAGUCUACACAGGAUAAUCAGGGACGACUGGCCUGUGCAGUCUACACAGGAUAAUCCGGGACGACUAGCCUGUGCAGUAUACACAGGAUAACCAGGGACGACUAGCCUGUGCAGUCUACACAGGAUAAUCAGGGACGACACUUUCUGCCUUCAUUGGAUUUUUUUUAUUUUGAAGAGACUUCCUUUUAAACAAAAGAUUCCUUCAAAGCAGAAAGUUUCGUUCCUAAUUGCGCAUGCUAAUCUGGAAUGACAGCACGAACAUGCAUUAAGCCCAGUUUUCACAGAACCUGGCUCAUAUUAUUUUAAGACUUUGUUAAGUGUACUUGCUAUUAAUGUCAGCCCCAUGUAUUACAUUGUAAGAGCAGAUUUGUCCUUUUACCUUUUGUGAAAUCAGCCCCACCCACCCCCCACCCCCCCGAAGUUGUUUUUUGAAAAAAAAACAUCAAGGUGUGUGAAUAUUUAAUUUGCAAAAUUGUGAUAUACUUUAGGAGUUUUGAAUAAUUUCACUGAACAUACAUGUAUAUAUUAUUUGAAGGCUUUUGAUAGUGUACAUGUACUAGUUAAUGUCAGCCACAUGUAUUUCGAGCAGAUUGCUCCCUUGACCUUUUGUGGGAUCAACCCUAUGACGUUGUUUGCUUCAAGAAAAAACAGGGAGGGUGAAUCUAAGUUGUCAAAACUGUGACGUAGUUCAGGAGUUCUCGAUAAUUUUACUGUACAUGUAUGUAAAGAUUGGGAUAGAAAGAGAAUCCUAGGUUAUUUGCCUAUGAAUCAGUGAUAUAAGAGGGGAGGUUGGGUAAUAAGGACUUGAGGACAUGCUAAUUUCUGCUUACGUUUGUACGCUUACGUCUGUGUACAGACGUAAGCAGAAAUUAGCAUGUCCUUGAGAUUGGGAUAGAAAGAGAAUCCGAGGUUAUUUGCCUAUGAAUCAGUGAUAUAAGAGGUGAGGUUAGGUAAUAAGAACUCAGGGACAUGCUAAUUUCUGCUAACGUCUGUACACAGCAUGGGAUGGUCAGUACUGUUUGUCAUAACCCUUUCCCACUUUGAUACGCAUGUGAUGCAUUUGUAGUACCUUAUUAAUUUAAUUUAAAUAAAGAUCUUUCUUACUAGAUUCAAGUUUUAACCCUUUACCACUUAGAUACGUUUUUCAAAAGACAAAUAGAAAGUAGAAAGUAACAUUAAAUUAAAUACCUUUCUUUCUAAAUUCAAUUUUUAAAGGCUUUGAUUCUAACCCUUCGUUACUGAUGAGCACAAACAGCAUUAAACCUGAACAGACUGCGAGUUACUUGCAGGCUUUUCUUGUUUUAUGCUGGUUGCAAAAGCUAUUUUCACUUUGCUUCUUAUGGGGGGAAUUAAGGGUUAAAGGUUCCAUUUUCAACCCUUCGAUACUGAUGAUCAGCAAACGGCAUAAAACCUGAACAUACUGCAAGUUACUCGCAGGCUGUUCUGGUUUUAGGAUGGUUGCAAAAGCCAUUUUCACUUUGCUUCUUAUGGGGGAAUUAAGGGUUAAAGGUUCCAUUUCCAACCCUUAGAUACUGAUGAUCAGCAAACAGCAUAAAACCUGAACAGACUGCAAGUUGCUCGCAGGCUGUACUGGUUUUAGGAUGGUUGCAAAAGCCAUUUUCUCUUUGCUUCUUAUGGGGGAAUUAAGGGUUAAAGGUUCCAUUUCCGACCCUUAGAUACUGAUGAUCAGCAAACAGCAUAAAACCUGAACGUACUGCAAGUUACUCGCAGGCUGUUCUGGUUUUAGGAUGGUUGCAAAAGCCAUUUUCACUUUGUUUCUUAUAGGGGAAAGGGUUAAUGUCUCACUUGGCCUAUUAGAAGUCCCAAUUCAAAUGCUAGUAUGAUAUUGUGCUCUUAACUGAAAAAGAGCAUUGAUCUACUCACAGUAUGUUAUAACAACGACACUUUAUUUGAAUGAGAAUAAUGUUAGAAAUUAUUGACGAACAAAAACAUAAACAAUCGCAACACUAUUUAAAAAAGUAAUUGGAACAAAAAUGUAUAAUGCAAUUGUAUCAACUCAAUAUUUGAAAUAGAUAUUGCUAAUUGGAGAUAUCUAAAUGUUUCUAUUUCUUUUUCAUUAUUCAAUAUAUUUUCAAAAACUUUCGUUUUCACAUUACAACCAAUCUAACUUUAAGAAAUUUUACCAAUUUCUGAUCUUGUACUACACCUUUCAUUUUACUCUGAAUAUUUGUUACAGGAAAUAGGCCAGUCAUAUUUUCUUUUGAUUUUGCAGCUUGAUUGUUUUGUUAAAUUCGUUAAAAACAUAUACUGCUUUAAGUAGUGCAAUAUAGUUAUGUAAACAAGCUAAUAAUGUGUACCAUAUUUUUUUUAUUUGCAGCAUUUGUAUACAGCCAAAAUGUGUACAUGUUUAUUUUAUUUUUCUCUGUGUUAAGUCCAACUUACUAAUUUCCUGUGUAUAAAGCCACAAAUUAUUCUGUAUGACAAUAGUCAAGUAAAUUUAUCAAAAUAAAUUCAAUCAUUUUAGUGACCUAUGAAUUAAGACUUUGAAAGAGAGAAUAAAACAGUCAAUUCCGAGUGUAAAAAUGCGUUUGAAAACCCUUAAAGAAAAAGGCGAAUCAAAAUGAGAAAUUUUGAUAAUUAUGUACCUAUAAAUACAGGUUUGUUAUUUCCAGAAUAACAUUUUUACUUUUUCAAUAUAAUACAGGAUAAUCAGGUAAUGGAUAGCAUCAGAUAUGUAUGAACAACAUCAUGUGAAAAAAUGGUCUUAUGCCAUAUGUGGUCUGUGAAGCUUCAAACCAGUCUGCCCAGUCUUGUAAGGGGGCUACACUGUACCCUGUAAAGUCAUUCAAGGUUUUGUGGCUUUCAGCGUACAGGGUAGUUCCUGGCCUGACUGGGCGGUGUUGAGGUAUGCUCGCAGCAUAUGGAAUUUGACCCAUUUUUAGCUCUGCGUUUUCGGAGAAAACCCGAGGUAUUGUCAUAGCCUGCUCGUCGUGUCCUACGCCGUCAGCAUUGUGCUAAAACCUUAACAUUUUGUUAAGGUUUUUAACAUUUGCUUUAAAAUCAAAUUGCUUCCAUCUGCAACUUUGAAACUUCAUAUGUAGAUGCACCUUGAUGAGUUCUACACGCCACACCCAUUUUACAGUCACUAGGUCAAAGCUCAAGGUCACUGUGACCUUUAAAAAAAAUAAUCUGACAAGCUUUCAUUUAUUCAAAACUGCACCCGUAGCCGAGCGUGGCACCUGUUAUGCGGUGCUCUUGUUACAUUACGCAGCUCAUUUGUGUCCAGUGAUUUAUUAUCUUUUCCUAUGUAAACAGCAUUGAAACUUUGUUGCUGGGAGCUGAUGAUUGUAAUAGGGAAACUUUUAAAAAUUUGGACUUCAUAUUUAAGGUGUUUAUACACAGGUGCUGCUUCUGUUUGAGAAAUUGCUGUACACAUGCUUACAUGCCAUAACAGUUUGUUUUCGCUAUUCGACAAAUAAAUACUAAUAAGAAA
Messenger RNA from Dreissena polymorpha, 10501 nucleotides. Its product is annotated as centromere protein I-like. The coding region runs from base 232 to 2391 and encodes 719 amino acids. The record is from RefSeq and is a predicted model, not a curated record. NCBI's taxonomy places the organism in Eukaryota, Metazoa, Mollusca, Bivalvia, Myida, Dreissenidae. Gene Ontology annotation, cellular component: kinetochore. The transcript has 18 exons.